Messenger RNA from Eruca vesicaria subsp. sativa (arugula), 1890 nucleotides. Lineage: Eukaryota; Viridiplantae; Streptophyta; Magnoliopsida; Brassicales; Brassicaceae. The record is from the annotation of a GenBank genome assembly.
AUGGUAAAAGUAGAGACAGAGAGUACUUGGCAGCCAAAAUUUCAGCUGAGUGUUGCUGUACUAAGAUCUUGCAGCCUUGAGAAAAUCCCUUGGUUUCUCAUGUACCAGAAGAACUUGAGUCUCGUUGAUCUAUCUUACAACAGAUUAUCCGGUCACAUUCCCACUUGGCUGUUGGAAAAUAAUCAACAACUUGAAGUCUUGCAGUUGCAGAAUAAUUCAUUCACUCUCUUUCAGAUGCCUACUACAAUAGUGCAUAACCUGAAGGUUUUGGAUAUUUCAACAAACGGUAUUGAGUCAUUCCCUGACACUAUUGGCAGAUCACUUCCCAAUAUGGUAACACUGAAUGGCUCUAGUAAUGGUUUCAAAGGAUAUUUUCCAUCAUCUAUAGGUGAGAUGAAGAAUCUUUCCUUCCUAGACCUCUCCUAUAAUAACUUCUCUGGAAAGCUACCUAGAAGCUUUGUCAUGGGUUGUGUUUCACUGAAAUACCUGAAACUCUCUCACAACACACUUAGUGGCCAUUUUCUUCCAAGAGAAUCAAGUUUCACUUCACUAUCUGCACUGAUAAUCAAUAACAACUUAUUUACAGGGAAGAUUGGAGAUGGUUUGAUUAACUCCAGUAGUUGGUUAUUUCUACUUGACAUGUCCAACAAUUUUCUCACUGGUGGUAUUCCAAGUUGGAUAUCUAAAACCUCUUUGCAAUUCUUAAUGCUAUCAAACAAUUUAUUACAAGGUGCAAUACCACCUUCUUUGCUGGUCAUGACAUAUCUGGACAUCUCUGGAAAUCUAUUCUCUGGAGCCUUGCCGGCACCUGAUGGUUAUAAUUUCGAUGGGUGCAAUUUGUUCCUACAAAACAACAACUUCACAGGGACAAUUCCAGACACAUUCCUGGAUUGGGUCUUGAUUCUUGAUCUUUCCAAUAAUAAACUCUCUGGGAGCAUCCCUCAGUUUGUUAAUAAUACUCAGGAUAUUAGUAUUCUUCUGUUGAGGGGUAAUGAUUUAACCGGGUCUAUUCCAAGGGAGCUGUGUGAUUUGAGUAACAUCAAGCUUUUAGAUCUUUCAAAUAACAAGCUCAACGGCUCCAUACCUUCAUGCCUCUAUAAUUUAUCAUUAGGACGAGGAGGGGAGGAGGAGAAGGCGAGUCAACACUACAGAGCUUACAUUGUAGUCGACCUUGAGUGGGAAUUUUACAAGUCCACAACUGUAGUUGAGAACUUCAUGGUACACUACUUUGCUACAUUCCAAGAGAUACAAGUCAAAUUUGCAACAAAGAAAAGGUAUGAUUCUUAUGCAGGAAGAUCUGAGUUUGGAGAUGGAAUACUUGAUUAUAUGUAUGGGAUGGAUCUUUCAAACAAUGAAUUAAGCGGUGCUAUCCCGUUAGAGCUUGGAAACCUGACAAGACUUCGAGCCUUGAAUCUAUCUAACAACUUCUUGUUGAGCUCAAUACCUUCCAGCUUCUCUGGUAUGAAGGAUAUUGAGAGCCUUGAUCUCUCUUGCAACAAGUUACAAGGAAGCAUUCCUCAAGAACUUACCAGCCUUACAUUUCUUGUAGUGUUCGAUGUGUCUCAUAAUAAUCUUUCAGGAAUCAUUCCCCAAGGAACGCAGUUUAACACUUUCAAUGAGAACAGAUACUCAGGCAAUCCUUUUCUUUGUGGACCGCCGACCAAUAGGAUUUGUGAUUCUACUACAAAAGGCUCAGAUGAUGGAAGAGACGAGGAAGACAAUGAAGGUGUUCGUGUUCACAUGUUGGUCUUCUACUAUACCACUGCUUCAACUUUUUUAGCCGCGUUGAUAGGCAUUCUUGUGCUUUUGUGCUUUGAUUGUCCUUGGCGUAGAGCAUGGUUCCGCAUUGUUGAUGCUUUCAUCGCGUCAGCAAAAAACCUGUUUCCUUAA